This is a messenger RNA of Stylonychia lemnae, 894 nucleotides long. The record is from the annotation of a GenBank genome assembly. NCBI's taxonomy places the organism in Eukaryota, Ciliophora, Spirotrichea, Sporadotrichida, Oxytrichidae.
AUGUUCAAGCUCGUCGUUGUCGGCCUCGUUAUGGCUGUUAUUUCAGCAACCCACCCAAUCAGUGAAGAGAUGGUUAGAAGCAUCAGAGCUAAGACCAGCCUCUGGCAACCACAUGAGACUGAGACCAAUCCAUUCGCAAACCUCACCAAGGAGCAACUCUUCGCCAGAUGUGGUACUUACAUCGUCCCACCCAACAAACAAUACCCAGGCUCCAAACUUGUCUCAGUUCCAGAGAACUUCGACUCCAGAGAGCAAUGGGGAAAAGAGAUCCACGCCAUCAGAGAUCAACAACAAUGCGGUUCAUGCUGGGCUUUCGGUGCUACUGAGGCUUUCUCAGACAGAUACGCCAUCGCAUCAGGUGAUAAAAUUGAUGUUGUCCUCUCACCAGAAGAAUUGGUUUCCUGCGAUACCAACGAUUAUGGCUGCAAUGGUGGCUAUAUGGAUAUGGCUUGGGAAUUCCUUGCUGACACUGGAGCAGUCACCGAUGCAUGCUUCCCAUACACCGCAGGUGGUGGUAAUGCCCCAGACUGCGCAACUAAAUGCGUUGAUGGCUCUGAAAUGAAGAGAUUCAAGUGUGUUUAAAAUUCAGUCAGACAAUCUGCCAGCGUUGACCAAAUCAAAUCUGAAAUCUUCGCUCACGGUCCAGUUGAAGGUGCCUUCACCGUCUACACUGACUUCUUCAACUAUCAAAGUGGAGUCUACUCUCCAACUACCUCUGAUGUUGCUGGUGGUCACGCUAUCAAGAUCCUUGGUUGGGGUGUUGAGAACGGAACCAACUACUGGCUCUGCGCUAACUCAUGGGGCCCAUCAUGGGGAAUGAGUGGAUUCUUCAAGAUCAAGCAAGGUGAAUGCGGAAUCGAAGAUCAAGUAUUCUCAUGCGACCCACAACUCUGA